Molecule: messenger RNA, 1284 nt
Organism: Pseudozyma hubeiensis SY62
Lineage: Eukaryota; Fungi; Basidiomycota; Ustilaginomycetes; Ustilaginales; Ustilaginaceae
Exons: 1
Coding region: 1-1284 (427 amino acids)
Source: RefSeq, a predicted model, not a curated record
AUGGCCCGCGGCGUAGUCACAAGACGUCCCAGAGAGGCGUCGAGCGAGGCGUCUUACUGGGACGAUGACACCAACAGCCCUUUUGCUGACGUCGUCACACCGCCACUGCGUUCGGAUGUCGUCCUCCCAUCGGUGCCUGCAAAGGAGCAGCUCAAUACAGCGUCACAUCCGAUCACCAUUCUUGACACUCAACCGGAACCUUUACCGAUGCAGCAACAAGGCGGCCUGGCGCUCGAGCUCUUUCCCAGCGGUCGAUCAUCGACGGAUCCGCCAAAUCGUCAAUCGCAUCCGCCUUCGUCAUUCGACUUUGACGCGGCGGCAGGAAUCGAGCCUUGGACUCAGCCGGGUCUGAAAGCAACCCAGUAUCUACGCGACGAAUGGCUCAUCUCGGCGGGACAGAAGCAGCCAAACGAUUUGGUAGAGGAUUACGUCCCGAACAUCGGCGAUAGCGGAAAAGCAUCAACGUCACGACAACCCGAUCGAUCACGGCUCACGACUGCACGAGUUGAUCAUAUGGCGCCAGCCCUCCGAUCAGUCCUUGCCGAUCGAGCGCAUCUCGAUGCACCAAAGGAGCCCAUCGCGAAACGCGGUCGCUCCAGUCUGCUCGAUCAGCUCGAUGCGAUUUGCAGCAGCCCAUCGCAGCGUUUCAGCUCCAGCCCGAUUACAAACGAGCCCACGACGAUACCCACGACUCCAACGACGGCGCGAGCACCGCUUGCACCAGCCAGCAGCAUCGUCUCUAAUGGCAAGGCAUCGUCGGCGCAAAAGAUCCACGACCAACCAGCCGUCAUCGAUCUACUCGAAGUGUCCAGCUCACCACCGGCACAGCCUCCUCAACAACACAUCACUCUGAUCAAGGACAUGCCGCAGGAACUUCAGAACAUCUACCGUCGUCUCGCUUUCGGUCGCAGUGGCGGUGUCGCAGGCGGCUCCUCGUCAUCAACUCCCUCAACGCCCAUCAACGCGGGAACGACAGCACGAGGAACGCGCGGCAAGACGUGGCAAACUACGUGGCAGGACGAUGGCGACCAAGAUGGACAGAGCGCGGAUGGUGCCACUUCGUCAAGUGGAUCACGAGCAAAUGCAGCGUCGAGCGCUUUGACUUCUGGUCGUGGACGUAAGCCCACCUCAGCUGCAAGCAGAGAUUCAAGGACGAGCAAAUCUCGAAGCAGUGCAAGUGGCAGCAGCAGCGCUGCAAGCAAGGGCAAGAGUCGAUUCUUCACGUUCAAGAAUUUCCGUAGCCGUGGCCGCGGGAGAGGGAGAGGGAGAGGGAAUGGUCGGUGA